AUGGAAGUUCAAGCUUCAACUCCCAGGUGCAUUCGUCUUGGACCAGACGCAUGGAAAGCUGCCUUCAGCAUUGCUGCCAGCUUGCUGCGGGGCGUGCACCAACACCUGCCUCGUGUGGUCAGGAGUGCAGAAUUUGCUGAGGGAGCAGACUGCCAACCUCACUACUCGAAGCUGCCCAGUAGAGGCAAGGAUGUGUUGGCCACGCUGUGCGUGAAGCUUUCGCAGAAAGAGGUUUAUGGCGAAAUCGCCACCCGGUCACGGAUCGGUGCCUGCCUUCGACUGGGAGAUGAGGUGAUCUUUGCGGUGAUACGGCCUCCGCCCGACCUGGCAAAGGCGCCUUUGCUGAUGGAAGUGCACGGCUUCGACUUUCUCGUGCUGCCCGAGAUCACGAAGCUGCGCAGGCAUCUGAAGCAGGUCCUGGGCAGCGACUACUCUCGGAAGUCCACAACGGUAUGGUACGAGAAGCACAAGGACGAGUUCUGUCCUCUGCAAGACUCAAAGCUGCGCAGGAUCCUGGCCUCGAUCUUCGAACAGCACUCGCUCAUUAUGCUGCCUGAGUGGGCAUUGAGCCGCACUAUAUGGGGCAUGCUGAACAUUUUCACCCAGUCGUACAGAACCUUUGAGUUCUGGGACGAGGGCAGAAGUGGCAUCAGGCUAACUGUCAGAGGCACAAGUAUGCCAGAGGACGAAGAAUACCGCCAGCAACUUGUCUGCAUUGUACACGGAUUUGCCCUCAGAUUUCAUGCCGGAGGUGCCCAGACGUAA
Molecule: messenger RNA, 765 nt
Organism: Effrenium voratum
Lineage: Eukaryota; Dinophyceae; Suessiales; Symbiodiniaceae
Source: the annotation of a GenBank genome assembly